GGCUGGUCCACUGCUGCCGGAGCCGGGCACCGAGCCUCCCAUCCCCGCCUGUGUGUCCAGCACCGAGAGGCACCACUCCCCACGGACCAAAGAUGACCACUCUGUGCGAUCUGGCCCCUGCCGCGCCACAGGAACAGCGCUUUUUGGUGUUGUUCGACUUUGACGAGACCAUCAUCAACGUGAGCAGUGAUGAUGCCGUGGUGUGCGCGCUGCCGGGCCAGCAGCUUCCCGAAUGGCUGAAGAACUGCUUCAGGGAGGGGCACUACAACGAGCACAUGCAGAAGGUCCUGGCCUACAUGGCAGAGCAGGGUGUGUCAGAAGACGGCAUUCGUUCGGUGCUGGAGAAGAUCCCACCGACACCUGGCCUUCUCAAUCUCUUUCAGUAUCUGCACAGCAACCAGCAGGACUUUGAGUUACUGGUGGUCUCCGACGCCAACAUGUUCUUCAUCGAGACGUGGUUGGAGCAUGUUGGGGUCCGUCACCUUUUCCGCGAGAUCUUCACAAACCCGGCCAGUUUCGAUGCAACCGGCCAGCUCAUGCUCCUCCCUUUCCACUCCCACUCCUGCUCCCGUUGUCCUGACAACAUGUGCAAGCAGGUCAUCAUGCAGGAGUAUCUAACGUACCGGCAAAAGGAGCGUGGUGGUACAGCCUACCAGGGGGUGUUCUAUAUCGGUGACGGGGCCAAUGACGUCUGUCCCUCUAUGGCUCUGGGACCCAGGGACACAGCCUUCCCCAGGAGGGACUUCCCCAUGCACAGUCUGCUGCAGGGGAUGCAGCAGUCGCAGUCGUUCCAGGCAAACGUGGUUCCCUGGGUCAGUGGUGAGGACAUAGUGGACUACCUGAGGAAAAUAAUGAAGGAGAGACGGGAUGUGUGUAAUAGAGGGGAUGAAAGAGUGGAACAGAUAUAG
Limanda limanda (common dab) is the source of this 908-nucleotide messenger RNA. RefSeq names its product probable phosphatase phospho1. Gene Ontology annotation, molecular function: phosphatase activity. Bases 93 to 908 code for a protein of 271 amino acids. The record is from RefSeq and is a predicted model, not a curated record. NCBI's taxonomy places the organism in Eukaryota, Metazoa, Chordata, Actinopteri, Pleuronectiformes, Pleuronectidae. The transcript is spliced from 2 exons.